AAAAAGGCAAAAUGAAAGCGCGGGAAAACCAACGAAGGCAACCGCUGCGACGGCCGCGAAAGGCGGAGAUUGGCGGCGCCGAAGAAAUGGAAGACGACGAUCUUGAGUUAGAGAAAGUUAAGCUAAUUAGCUUAGCUCUUGAAUUUGGAUUUGAUGAAGACUCCGCUAAAACUUGCUUGAAUCGCCUCGUUGAGCUCUACGGUGAUGAUGGGCGAGAUUUCAUCUCUGUGGAGCACUGUGGAGAUGAUUUUCUUGCGGCGCUGGCAGAGUCUAUGCAAGACACUGAGGAUUGGGAUGAUUUGCAAGCCAUUGAAACGGAGGCUUGUGGAGCUCUAGCUGAUAUGUUGGGUAAGGAUGUUCGUGAAAACUGUAAAGUUGAUUGUCAUGAGGAUUCUAGCACCUACAUCCAUGUUAUUGAGGAUUCACCCCAACAGCAAAGGCGUGCAAAAGCAGUAAUGUUGGAUUCUUCAAGUGACAGUGAAGAGAUGGGUUUUAGCUUUGCCCGCAAAGAGGAUGUCGCAUCUACCUCAAAGAUUCGUCUUGAUAGAAGCUACCAGGGCAUGACUCCACAAUCAGGGUGCCGUACCUCAACGUCGAUGGAUUAUAAGAGCGUGGUUACUGAAGGUUCAGUUUCAUCAGUCUCCGCUGAAAUGGAGUGCUCCUUGGGGUCAAAUCACCGGGAUGGAACCCUUAGUUAUGAAGAGUUGCAAAGGUUGGAUGAUAUUGAACUGGCAAAUGUGGUAGUAUUUGGAAACAGGUCCUUUCGACCUCUACAACAUCAAGCUUGUCAAGCAUGUCUUCAAAAGCGUGAUUGCUUCGUUCUUAUGCCAACUGGAGGUGGUAAAAGUCUUUGCUACCAGCUUCCAGCGAUUGUACAACCUGGUGUUAUGAUUGUUGUAUCCCCCCUACUUUCCCUAAUUCAAGAUCAGAUAAUCACACUUAACCUCAAGUUUGGGAUACCGGCAACCUUUUUAAAUUCCCAACAAACUCCCUCACAAGCUGCAGCUGUACUACAAGAAUUAAGGCAAGAUACACCGUCAUGCAAGCUCCUCUAUGUAACUCCUGAGAGGAUAGCUGGAAAUUUAUCAUUUCAAGAAACCUUAAAAUGUAUGCAUGGAAAGGGACAAUUGGCUGGAUUUGUUAUUGAUGAGGCUCACUGUGUGAGCCAAUGGGGACAUGAUUUUCGACCAGAUUAUAGAGUACUAGGAUGUCUUAAGCAAAAUUUUCCAGAUGUUCCAGUGAUGGCAUUAACUGCCACAGCAACCCACGCAGUCCGUGAAGAUAUCUUGAAAGCUUUAAGAAUUCCUCGUGCCCUUGUCCUUGAGACCAGCUUUGAUAGAUCCAAUUUGAAGUAUGAAGUAACUGGAAAGAGCAAAGAGCCACUCAAGCAACUUGGGAAUCUGUUGUUGGAUCGGUUCAAGAAUCUAUCUGGAAUUGUGUACUGCCUAUCCAAAAGCGAGUGCGUGGAUGUCUCAAAAUUUUUGAAUGAGAAAUGCAAAAUCAAAACAGCAUACUAUCAUGCUGGUUUAGCAUCUCGUCAGAGGGUUGCAGUUCAGAAGAGGUGGCGCUCUGGGGAAGUUGAUGUUGUUUGUGCCACUAUUGCUUUUGGAAUGGGAAUUGACAAACCUGAUGUUCGGUUCGUUGUUCACAAUACAAUGUCCAAAUCUAUUGAAAGUUAUUAUCAGGAAGCUGGAAGGGCAGGUAGGGACAACCUUCCUGCUACAUGUGUCAUAUUAUACCAAAAGAAGGAUUUCAGUCGAGUUGUAUGCAUGCUAAGAAGUGGGCAAGGGUAUAAAAGAGACAGCUUGAAGAGGGCCAUGGAACAAGCUCGAAAAAUGCAGAAAUACUGUGAACUUAAGACUGAAUGCCGCAGAAAAUUGUUACUUGAACACUUUGGAGAGUCCUUUGACCAAAAUUCUUGCAAGAAUGGUUCUAAUCCAUGUGACAACUGUCUCAAGUCUUCCUCGUGAAGGUUCUACAUUUUAAUCCCAAGAGAAGUCCACAAUACCAAUCUCAAGCUUCUAUUUGCUCAAACGCCAAAUCCGUCCUAAACAUGUACCGCUUGAUGGGGAUGGUGACUUUUAAAGUUUCGAGCAGCUGCGGUAUGGUUCAGUUUUGAUUAAGUAAACUUGGCAGGUUUUAUUAGUGACUAGGGUAAUUUGUAAUAAGGUCAUCUUAUACAACAAGGUGCUCAUCUUCAGGAGGCAAAAGAUGCUUCUCGGAGUCGCAAGUGCAAGUCCUGCACUUAUGGCUCAAGGAGGUGAAAGCUCUCUCUUUACUGUCAUCUUAUUUUUGGCCCAAACCUAAGAGUCAAAUGAUCGGCUUCAAGAAAGUAUAAACGAAGCACAUGAUGGUUGUAUAGCAAUUUUGACAGCUCGUAUUGUACAUGUUAACUUACCCCAGCAUUAAUGAGAUAGCUAGCUUUAUUGUAUAUUUCUCCUUCAAAGUGAACGCAUUGACAUAUUUGGGUUGUUCCUCAUGCUCUGCCUUGAAGUCUUCAUGCAUGAGUAUUUGUUAGAAACCGCUUCAUAUGUGGUAGCAAA
Molecule: messenger RNA, 2543 nt
Organism: Lycium ferocissimum
Lineage: Eukaryota; Viridiplantae; Streptophyta; Magnoliopsida; Solanales; Solanaceae
Product: ATP-dependent DNA helicase Q-like 1
Exons: 10
Coding region: 12-1970 (652 amino acids)
Biological process (GO): double-strand break repair via homologous recombination
Cellular component (GO): nucleus; chromosome; cytoplasm
Molecular function (GO): four-way junction helicase activity; ATP binding; 3'-5' DNA helicase activity
Source: RefSeq, a predicted model, not a curated record